AUGGACGAAAGUCGUCGCGCGAUCCGCCAGGGCCGCGACUGGGCCGCUCGAGGCGCCUACGCGCGCGCGCGGACGACGUGGCGGGCCGCCCAAGCGCGUGCGUACCGCGCACAGGACCACGCCGCCCUGUUCGUGCUGUCGGUCAACGUGGGCGAGGCGUGUGUCCGCUUGGCAGCGCAGUCGCCGGACCCUGCGGCCGUGUACGAAGCACAGGCGAAUCUCGAGUACGCCGUGCAAGUGGUGCACGAGUGCGGUCUCGAGUGGCAUGUGGGAAGACGGCACAGCGAGUUGGCUCGAGGCGUGCGACGGGCAGAGAUGCUGCGACGUGAGGUGGCAAAGCUGCUGGACGCGAUGCGCGUGGCGGACGACGACGGACCGACGGCGGCAGCGGACGCGAAGGAAACGGAUUCCGAGUGUACGACGUGUGGACAAAGACGAGGACAGCAGCGCGCGAUGGUGCUGGACGCGAGCGACGGCUGCUACUACUGCAGCGCGUGCUACGAGGAGUACUAUGCGACGGUGGCGGUUGACGCGGCCGGCGAUCCGGGUGUCAACGAAUGGAUGGCUGAUGAAGCUAUGAACGCGCAACACGACCACAGCGAGCGUGAUGGGUGCUCUGUGGACGCACGCAUAGCGGAGGAGGGGGGAGAUGGGGUACUUGACACUGCUGCGUCUUUGUGGCGACCGGUAGUUGAGGACGUUGUACUGCAUGAAAAGCUGGACGAUAGGGUCGACGAACAAAAGACUGGCGGGACGACAGUGGAUCGCAUCCGAUACGACCGUGUUGAACUGGGAUCACUCGCAGAGUAUCUGACUGGAAAGUGUCAGGUGGGCGACAAAGACGAGCAGCUUGGAAGCAGUAAGCCGAGCGAUGAUGUGGAUGACACUUGUGUGCCUGUAGCAGACGCUUCUACUGAUGACGAUCGCCACCACGUCGAAGUACACCGCAAAGAGUCUUUUGCUGCAAGUGACGAAUUGCAGGAGAAGCUUCGUGAGGCAUGCGUAGCUACAGUGGACGACGACAGUUUGCGCGAGGAAGAAACAGCGCUGGUGGACGAGGACACAGUCGAUAAGGCUUGCGAGAACCGCAAGUACUCGAUACCCCGACUGCUGGACCUUCGGAGAGUCUCACCUCGCGAUUGUCCAGAGUGUCUGUUGGAAUCCCCAGUGCGAGACGACGGGUCCGUUUGCAAGCGAGUUCACAGUCGAGCUGGUUCGUCUCGUAAAACAUCGAGCUCUAAGUUGACGCCGAGGUAG
Molecule: messenger RNA, 1257 nt
Organism: Hyaloperonospora brassicae
Lineage: Eukaryota; Oomycota; Peronosporomycetes; Peronosporales; Peronosporaceae
Source: the annotation of a GenBank genome assembly